Molecule: messenger RNA, 2323 nt
Organism: Drosophila grimshawi
Lineage: Eukaryota; Metazoa; Arthropoda; Insecta; Diptera; Drosophilidae
Product: UDP-glycosyltransferase UGT5-like
Exons: 3
Molecular function (GO): UDP-glycosyltransferase activity
Source: RefSeq, a predicted model, not a curated record
UUUGACCCACAGCAACCGAAGAAUGUUUUAAAAUUCCUGUUGCUGGGCUUUGUGGCGCUUCAGCACUUUGAGAUUGGAGCUGGAUCCCGAAUACUGGCUGCAUUUUUCUUUCCCGGCAAAAGUCAUUUCAUGAUGACAAAUGCCAUUAUAAGGGAGUUGGUGCAGCGAGGACAUGAGGUGACCUUCAUCACACCAUUCACAUUGGCCAAUGAGAAUCUGGGUUCAAACUAUACCGAGGUGCUAUUGCCCCAAUUCAAUAUUUGGCGCACAAUUCUGGAAAUGUCCAAGGGAAAGUCAGUGCUGGACAUGACGGAUAUGGACACGUUGACCUUCAUUAAGAUGGCCAUGGUCAUGGGCUCGGAGACCACGAACUUUGCAUUCGAACAGAAGGAAGUGUUGAAUUUAAUUAAUGCCAAGGACAAGGUUGGCAAAUUUGAUUUACUAUUGGCUGAGCAAUUCUUCAAUGAGGGUGCCCUCCUGCUUGGACAUCUCUAUCAAAUUCCAAUCAUUACCAUGUCUACCUUUGGCUUUGCCAAUUAUUUGAGUCCCCUGGUGGGCAUUGUCACGCCCUGGUCAUACGUCUCCCACGGAUGGAAGCCCUAUUCAGAUCGUAUGUCCCUCUCGGAACGCAUUGACAAUGUUUACUCCUCAUUGAUGGAAGAUAUAAUUCGCCAGUUCUGGUAUUAUCCAGCACAGAAUGAGAUUCUGCAGAGACACUUCUCCAAGCAGUUCAAGGAUUUGCCAACUAUCAAGCAACUAGAGAGCAAUAUAUCUGUCAUUUUGCUAAAUGCACAUAUGCCAUUGGAGCCACCUAGGCCUCUUUCAUUCAAUAUGAUCCCCGUGGGAGGACUUCAUAUAAAGCCAGCUCAACCAUUGCCCACUGAAAUGCAAAAGUUCUUGGAUGAAGCUGAGCAUGGAGCCAUCUACUUUAGUCUGGGAUCACAAGUGAAAAGUGCUGAUUUGCCACCUGAGAAGCUGAAGAUAUUCCUCGAUGUUUUCAGAAGCUUGAAACAGCGCAUCCUGUGGAAAUUUGAAGAUGACAAAUUGCCGAAUAAGCCAGCUAAUGUGAUGGUGCAGAAGUGGAUGCCUCAAAGUGAUAUUCUGGCCCAUCCCAAUGUCAAGGUUUUCAUCUCCCAUGGAGGACUUUUCGGUACUCAGGAAGCAGUAUAUCAUGGCGUUCCAGUUCUUGGAAUGCCUGUCUAUGCCGAUCAGUAUCUUAACAUAAAUAAGGGCAAGGUUGCUGGAUAUGCCCUUGGUGUGGAUUACCGAACAGUUACAGAGGAGGAGCUGCGCUAUUCCCUCACUGAACUGUUGGAGAAUCCCAAGUACAGGGAUACAAUGAGGCGUGCCUCUCGCAUCUUCCGGGAUCGACCACUAAGUGCGAUGGAUACGGCUAUGUUCUGGAUCGAUUAUGUUAUUGAGCAUCGUGGAGCACCGCAUAUGGUAUCGGAGGGUAUUAAUCUACCCUGGUAUAAAUUCUAUCUACUGGAUAUCAUUGGAAUCGCCUUGGCCAUUGUGCUUUUGCCUAUUCUCGGACUGUUCCUCAUUUGUCGCAGUUUUAAAUCAAAUAAGAAGCAAAAACCAAAGUCCAAACGACACUAGUAAAGUUUCCAUUUGUAGUUAAUAGCACAUGGUUCUUUUUAAAUUCGAAAGAUUUCUCCCAUCAUUUUAAUUAGUUUGAAUAUUGUGAAAUAGGUUUUUAAAUAGUGGAACAUUUAUUGAAGUAAGUUUCCAUUGACAUCGUAAUCUUUUCACAGCACGCUUAUAAAUUUGAUAAGCUGCUAGCUGAAAUGCUUGCUGGAUUCUCAGUCGUCUCUGAAUCUCCGAUUGAAUCGGUUGUUCGAUUUGCGAAGUGCGCGAAGAGAAUCGAAAAUGGUGUGUUUACGAAUUAAUUAAACUAAACGAAUUAAUUAAACUAAAUUGAAUGUACAGUAACACGCUCUCAGCCACUUAUCAGUGAAGCGAAUAAAAAUUGUUGACUAAUGCUGAAAUUUCAAUUAGCAAGAGCAAACUUAAUUGGAGUGUUUUUGUAACAAAUCUCUUUUAGAGAUCUUUGAGUAAUUCUCUUUAAUAAGAAAACAAUGGCUUUUCCAGCGCCAACACUUUAAAUUACAUAAAAAUCAAAUAUUAUGUAAAAUUAUUUCUAACAUAUCAGUAAAUAUCAGCAACACCUCUAAUCUAAUUAAAGCAAUAGAUAUUUAUAGUAGCACUUAACACUCAACGGAUAAUAACUGUACAUAAUAAAAAUAAAUAUAUUAAAGACAUUAAACAUUUAAGCAGUUGGCACUGAAAUGGAAAAUAUUAAUAUAGUCAAUGAAAAGAU